Amphiprion ocellaris (clown anemonefish) is the source of this 1274-nucleotide messenger RNA. RefSeq names its product calcium/calmodulin-dependent protein kinase type II subunit alpha-like. NCBI's taxonomy places the organism in Eukaryota, Metazoa, Chordata, Actinopteri, Pomacentridae. Gene Ontology annotation, biological process: protein phosphorylation. Bases 153 to 1259 code for a protein of 368 amino acids. The transcript has 10 exons. Gene Ontology annotation, cellular component: cytoplasm; neuron projection. The record is from RefSeq and is a predicted model, not a curated record. Gene Ontology annotation, molecular function: calcium/calmodulin-dependent protein kinase activity; calmodulin binding; ATP binding.
GUCCUCAGAUGCUCAGAGAGACGGAGACUCUGCUGCUCCUUCAUCCUCCUCCUCCUCCGCUUCCUCCGCUCCCACUGACCCGCGGCCUUCAUCACCUCCGCCACCAUCAUCAUCCUCGGCAGGAGCCCUGACCCUCGCCCCGCCGGGUCGCCAUGGCAACGGUCAUCUGCACUCGAUUCACCGAAGAGUAUCAGCUGUACGAGGAGCUGGGCAAGGGAGCGUUCUCCGUGGUGCGGCGCUGCGUAAAGGUUCUGUCGGGUCAGGAGUACGCCGCUAAGAUCAUCAACACCAAGAAGCUCUCUGCUAGAGAUCAUCAGAAGUUGGACCGUGAAGCUCGAAUCUGUCGACUACUGAAACACCCCAACAUCGUUCGACUACAUGACAGUAUUUCAGAGGAGGCACAUCAUUACCUCAUCUUUGACCUGGUAACGGGUGGAGAGUUAUUCGAAGAUAUUGUAGCCAGAGAAUAUUACAGUGAAGCUGAUGCCAGCCACUGUAUCCAGCAGAUUUUGGAGGCGGUGCUACAUUGUCAUCAGAUGGGCGUGGUGCACCGAGACCUGAAGCCAGAGAACCUGCUUUUGGCUUCCAAGUCGAAAGGAGCGGCGGUGAAACUGGCUGAUUUUGGCCUGGCCAUCGAGGUGGAGGGAGACCAGCAGGCCUGGUUCGGUUUUGCAGGGACUCCUGGGUACCUUUCUCCGGAGGUUCUGAGGAAGGAUCCGUAUGGGAAGGCAGUGGACCUCUGGGCCUGUGGUGUGAUCCUUUACAUCCUAUUGGUCGGUUAUCCUCCAUUCUGGGAUGAAGAUCAGCAUCGUCUCUACCAGCAGAUCAAAGCUGGAGCCUACGACUUUCCUUCUCCAGAGUGGGACACAGUGACUCCUGAAGCCAAAGAUCUCAUUAAUAAGAUGUUGACCAUCAAUCCAGCUAAAAGGAUCACAGCAGCCGAAGCACUAAAACACCCCUGGAUCUCUGUAGGUCACCUGAUAAUGAUGAUGAUGGUGAUGAUGGUGGUGGUGAUGGUGGUGGUGAUGAUGGUGGUGGUGAUGGUUAUGGUGGUGGUGAUGGUGGUGGUGAUGGUGAUGGUGGUGAUGGUGAUGAUGAUGGUGGUGAUGGUGAUGGUGGUGGUGAUGGUGAUGGUGAUGGUAGUGGUGGUGGUGGUGAUGGUGAUGGUGGUGGUGAUGGUGAUGGUGAUGGUGGUGAUGGUGAUGAUGAUGGUGGUGAUGGUGAUGAUGAUGAUGAUGAUGAUGAUGAUGAUGAUGUGAUGAUGGUGAUGAUGA